AUGAUAUUCUCCCUCUCCAGGCAGCUCCACACCCCCACCAACCUCCUCCUUCUCUCCCUGGCUGUCUCAGACCUCCUUGUGGGCCUCCUGCUGAUGCCAGUUGAAAUAAUCUAUAUAGAGGCCUGCUGGUAUCUUGGUGACAUUGUGUGCACUCUGUAUUAUGUUGUAGACUACAUUAUUACCUCUGCCUCAGUAGCCAAUAUGGUGCUCAUAUCAGUUGACCGCUAUAUAGCUAUUUGUUACCCAAUGCAUUACCCCACCAAAGUCACAAAGAGAAGGGUACAAAUCAGUGUUUGUUUGUGUUGGAUUUUGUCAGUUUUCUAUCGGAUUCUCCUUUUCCAUGAUCACCUAGAACAGCCAGGCAGGUCCAGCUCCUGUUUUGGAGAAUGUGUGGUUGUCAUCAAUUACAUUGCUGGAGUUGUUGACCUUGUUAUUACUUUUAUCAUACCCAUUAUUAUUAUCAUAGUUCUGUAUUUCAGAGUGUUUGUGGUGGCUGUGUCUCAGGCUCGAGUCAUUCGGCUUCAAAUUGCGGCUUUAACAGCCCAACUUUCAGGGACUGUAACUGCGAAGAAAAGAGAGGUGAAAGCAGCUAGAACCAUUGGUGUUGUUAUAGUAGUGUUUCUGUUUUGUUUCUGUCCGUACUAUUUCCCCACUCUGACAGGCCAAGACACUUCAGUCGAUGCUUCAUCUGCACCCUUUGAGAUCUGGCUGGCACACUUUAACUCCUGUUUGAACCCUGUCAUCUAUGCCUUUUUCUACCCCUGGUUCAGAAAAUCUAUUAAGCUCAUCCUGACACUGCAGAUACUGAAGCCUGGCUCCCGUGAUGCUCAAAUACUAAAGUGACACACAGGGGUGUUUAAACUCUGUCUUUAAACUGGGACGCUCUUUAUGAAAGCGCAAAUGUAAUAGUUUGUGUUAUUCUUAGAGCAAAAACAUCUAGUAUCAAGUGAAAACAUGUUCUUCAAUUGUAUUUUUAUUUCGAUUAAUCUCGUUCUCUAUUAAAUAUUCUGCUAUCCAU
Molecule: messenger RNA, 1018 nt
Organism: Sander lucioperca (pikeperch)
Lineage: Eukaryota; Metazoa; Chordata; Actinopteri; Perciformes; Percidae
Product: trace amine-associated receptor 13c-like
Exons: 1
Coding region: 1-843 (280 amino acids)
Biological process (GO): G protein-coupled receptor signaling pathway
Cellular component (GO): membrane
Molecular function (GO): trace-amine receptor activity
Source: RefSeq, a predicted model, not a curated record